AUGGCGUGCCUGGGCUUCUUCCUCCUCCUUCUCGCCAGUGCAGUGGCCCGGGAGGAGUAUGGCGUGGUCCACGUGGUGUCACAGAAUUGGAGCAAGGACUACUGUAUGCUGUUCAGCUCGGACUAUGUCACCCUGCCCCGGGACCUACGUCACGCCCCACUCCUGCCCCUGUACGAUGGCACCUCGGCACCCUGGUGCCCUGGCGAGGACUCCUUCCACCAGGCCCAGCGCAGGUCCCCCAGCCAGCAGCCUCUCCACCGGACCACCGCCAUGGUCAUGAGGGGCAACUGCAGCUUCUACGCUAAGGGCUGGCUGGCUCAGGGCCGAGGAGCCCACGGGUUGCUCAUCGUGAGCCGGGUCAGCGGCCAACAGUGCUCAGACACCACCCUGGCAUCCCAGGACCCCCGUAAGCCCCUGCCAGACCUCACCAUCCCCGUGGCCAUGCUCCAAUACGCCGACAUGCUUGACAUCCUCGGCCACACCCACGGCGGGGCCAUGGUCCGCGUGGCCUUGUACGCGCCUCCAGAGCCCAUUCUUGACUACAACAUGGUGGUCAUCUUCAUCCUGGCCAUAGGCACCGUGGCCGCAGGUGGCUACUGGGCCGGCCUGACUGAGGCUGAUCGGCUGCAGCGGCGCCGGGCCCGAGGAGGAGGGGGGCCUGGGGGUCACAAUCAGCAAGAAGCAGUGGCAGCCCAUGAGGGACAAGAGGAAAAAGACGAGGACACAGCUGUGGACUUUACGCCGGCCAUGACGGGAGCAGUGGUCACCAUGUCCUGCUGCAUCAUGCUGCUGCUCUACUUCUUCUAUGACUGCUUCGUCUAUGUCAUGAUCGCCAUCUUCAGCCUGGGGGCAGGCACCGGCCUCUACAGCUGCCUGGCCCCGCUGGUGCACUACCUGCCCCUGCAGCAAUAUCGGUGGUCCCUGCCUGGCCGCCAGGCCUGUCUGCCGCUGCCCCUGCUGCUGCUGGCUGGCCUGUGCACAGUGGUGACUGUCCUCUGGGUUGCCUACCGCAACGAGGACCGCUGGGCUUGGGUCCUGCAGGAUGCGCUGGGCAUGGCCUACUGCCUUUUCGUCCUGCAGCGUGUGCGGCUGCCCAAACUCAAGAACUGUAUCUCCUUCCUGCUGGCCCUGCUGGCCUUUGAUGUGUUCUUUGUCUUCAUCACACCCCUCCUCACCAGGACUGGUGAGAGCAUUAUGGUGGAGGUAGCCUCGGGCCCGGCAGAUUCCUUGAGCCAUGAGAGGCUACCCAUGGUGCUCAGGGUGCCCCGGUUGAGCGUCUCGACCUUGGCCCUGUGUGACCAGCCCUUUACCAUCCUUGGCUUCGGUGACAUUGUGGUCCCAGGCUUCUUGGUUGCCUAUUGUCAUCGCUUUGAUGUGCAAAUGCACACCGGCCAGGUCUACUUUAUGGCCUGCACUGUGGCCUACGCUGUGGGUCUGCUGGUCACUUUUGCUGCCAUGGUUCUCAUGAAGAUGGGCCAGCCCGCCCUUCUCUACCUGGUGUCCAGCACCCUGCUCACCAGCCUGGCUGUGGCCACUCGCCGCCAAGAGUUCACUCUCUUCUGGACUGGCCAGGGCAGAGCCAAGUCGCCCACCCAGCCCAUGGCAGGGCUCCAUGGUGCCCAUUCAGUUGGCUCCAAACAGAAGCAGGAGAACACAACAGAUGUCUACACAGCCAGCGAGUCUGAGGGGGCCACCAACCACUUAGCAGGAGACUUAGACAGCAACAUCAGGAAGGACACUGCCAGAUUCAUCACCAUAGCUGAGGAUGAAGCCGCCAGCCUGGUUGGCUACAGUAACAGCUCUGAGGGCUGGAGUGAUGCCAUCCUGGCCCCCAGUGAGCCACCCUGGGACGCCCCCAGGACCUCGGAGGAGCCGAUGCCACUGAUGCCAUCCCCCUCGGAGCCAGGCCAUGAGGCUGACCUGCUCUGGACAAGGCUGCACAAAAGGAAGAGCUUGAAGGUAAAGAAGAGUGUGUUGACCCAGGCUCCCUUGUGA
Pteronotus mesoamericanus is the source of this 1995-nucleotide messenger RNA. RefSeq names its product signal peptide peptidase like 2C (gene SPPL2C). The transcript has a single exon. Gene Ontology annotation, molecular function: aspartic endopeptidase activity, intramembrane cleaving. Gene Ontology annotation, cellular component: Golgi-associated vesicle membrane; cytoplasmic side of endoplasmic reticulum membrane; lysosomal membrane. NCBI's taxonomy places the organism in Eukaryota, Metazoa, Chordata, Mammalia, Chiroptera, Mormoopidae. Gene Ontology annotation, biological process: membrane protein proteolysis. The record is from RefSeq and is a predicted model, not a curated record. The coding region runs from base 1 to 1995 and encodes 664 amino acids.